AUGCAAUAAUUUUUUGAAAUAUCAGAGAAAAACACAAGCACAAAAAAUUAAAAGAAUUUUUAAAUCUUGAUUAUUAAAUCCACAAUAAAAGUACCACCAUUUCUUUAUUGAUUUAGUGUUCAAGUUCCCCGGUUAUUAGGAUCAAAACAGACCAUCCCAGAAUGGACUUCACAUCUCAGAUUUGGAAGAUGGAAUCACAGAAGAGCAACUCUUUGUGGAGUUUAGAAAAUACGGAUAGAUUAGCUAUGUCAAAUUGCACAGGUAAAAAGAGAUCUCACUGUAAUUAGAUAUCAAUUCAUUGGGAAGUCAAAGCAUUAUGCCUUCAUCUAUUUUUCAUCCUAAGAAGAGGCAAGGAAAGCAAAAGAGGCAAUGAAUUACAAAUAGCUGCUUA
Paramecium octaurelia is the source of this 391-nucleotide messenger RNA. Lineage: Eukaryota; Ciliophora; Oligohymenophorea; Peniculida; Parameciidae. The record is from the annotation of a GenBank genome assembly.